Messenger RNA from Struthio camelus australis, 1203 nucleotides. The record is from RefSeq and is a predicted model, not a curated record. NCBI's taxonomy places the organism in Eukaryota, Metazoa, Chordata, Aves, Struthioniformes, Struthionidae.
AUGUUGCCCUCCUCCCGGACCCAGCUGGGGCUGUUCUUCAUCCUCCUCUGCCCCGCCAACAUCAUCGGCCUCUGGUGCGUCCCGGAAGAGGCCCCUGCUCCUCGAGCGCUCAUUCACCUCGGCCUCGUCUCCAUCCAGCAGGCAGGUGUCGGGAAGGACCUGCCUGCCGACACCCAUAUCCGGGAGACGGCCUUCGUGUACGCCAUCACGGCGGCCGGGGUGAGCCACGCCAUCACGCAGGCCUGCAGCAUGGGCGAACUGCUGCAGUCCUCCCUUUGGACACUGUGGGUCCAAGGGUCCUUGAAGCCAUACCCUAGUCUCCUGGAUUUGGGAAGACUCUUCCUCCUCAUCCAUCUGUCCUAUGUGGUCCUCUAUCUCAUCUCCAGACACCUCUCCAAUGAAAUCCUGGGCCUGAAGCUGCCAUCGGAGCCAGUGCUGAAUGCCAACACGGUGUGCCUGACCCUGCCGGGGCUGACGCGGCGGCAGCUGGGGGGGUGUGGGCGCCACCCCGACGUGACAGCCUCGGCCAUCCAGGGCAUCCAGAUUGCCAUCCACGAGUGCCAGCACCAGUUCAGGGACCAGCGCUGGAACUGCUCCAGCCUCGAGACGAAGAACAAGAUCCCCUACGAGAGCAUCAUCUUCAGCAGAGGUAAGCGCCAGUCAGCCUCAUUCCUCUUCCUCUUCCUCUGCUCAGCUGCCACUCUCUGUGCCCUGGGCAAGCGUGGGGCGUGCGGCGGUGACCAGAAGCGCCGGGGCGACGAGGAGGCUUUUCGCCGCAAGCUGCAUCGUCUCCAGCUGGAGGCCAUGAACCGGGGCAAAGGCAUGGUGCACGGGGUGCACAUGGAGCACAUGCCGGCCGAGACGCCCGGCCUCCAGGACUCCUGGGAGUGGGGAGGGUGCAGCCCCGAUGUGGACUAUGGGGAGAAGUUUUCCAAGGAUUUCCUCGAUUCCCGGGAAACCUACAGGGACAUCCACUCGCGCAUGAGGCUGCACAACAACCGCGUGGGCCGGCAGGUGGUGAUGGACAACAUGCGGAGGAAGUGCAAGUGCCACGGCACCUCGGGGAGCUGCCAGCUGAAGACCUGCUGGCAGGUGACACCUGAGUUUCGCCUCGUGGGAUCCCUGCUCAAGGACCGCUUCUACGGGGCCACCCUCAUCCGGCCCCACAACCGCAACGCGGGGCAGCUGGAGCCGGGCCACGCU